Molecule: messenger RNA, 5903 nt
Organism: Schistosoma intercalatum
Lineage: Eukaryota; Metazoa; Platyhelminthes; Trematoda; Strigeidida; Schistosomatidae
Source: the annotation of a GenBank genome assembly
AACAGUGCGCGGGGCAAACCUAGUGUGCGUUACCUCUGUCCGAAACGUUCUGUCUGAACGUAGAUAUACAGUGAUGUGUUGUUUAUAUACAAAGGACAACUAUUACCACGUAUAAAUGAGUGCGAAAAAACCAAAGCUGCCUGGUUUAAACAUUCGUGGUAGCUCAAGUAGACACGACUGGGAUUCUGUCGGAACAAUCAAGUUUUUCACUGACAAAGAUGGUGAUAUUAGUGGUUUAGAUGAAGCAAUGAGAACUAUUAGUAUGGGUACUCGGCAGUCUGGAGAAGCGAAUGUGCAUUCACCAUCCUCACAUACAAGCGACAAAGAUUCCACAUCAUAUACUGGAUAUAUUGAUGAGUUUAUUGGGCAAAACAAAUUAGAUGUUGAAAUUGCUGUUGAAGCAACAAGCAUUUCUGAAUCAGUUAGUCCCACGGAUCUGACUGAUUCAACUGAGUCGGCUAAAGAAACUCAUGGUUAUAUGAAUGAAUCAAGUUUUAGUCAACAGACAAAUGAAUCUCUUGGUGUUUUCUCAUUCAAUAACGAUCUAAAUACGAACUCAAAUGUUCUUCCGAAUUCUAUCGAUGUUUUCAGGACUAAUGACAGACAUAACUCACUGGACUUAGAUGACUCAAAGGAUAUAUCAUCGUCCGCCGGUAGUCAUGUUGUUCAUUCAUUAAAAUCAAAUGUAGAUGGUAAUUCAUUAAAAACUGUAUUGUUAGAUGAAGAUUUGAAUGUUCACUUACAUUCAAAUGUUUUACCUAAUUUGACUCCAGAUUGUACAACAACAACAACACCGUCUAACAUUUUGGUUAAUCCAUCUAGAAUCAACACUUUGUCGUUUAAUACAUCCAGUAAUCCAGUCAACUCUGUUAUGGGUAAUCAACAUGAUACUCAUGUUCCUAUUUCUAAUGAUUCAAUUAAACCACCAAUAAAUGUCAAUAUUGAUAAAACGAGGAACGUUUCCGAUCCUACGCCACCAUGUUUAUCAUCAUCAAAACUGAAAAUGAAUUCAUCACCACCAACAUCUACACUUGCAAUUGAUAGCAACGAUCAAAUUUUUAAUAAAGUUACUGAACCAACUUGUAUACCCAUUUCUACACCAAAUACUAGAAAUUCCGCAUCCAUUUCUCGUGCUCCUCUUCUUCAUUCUUCUCCUUCUCCGAUAACAAAUACUUUAUCGGAAAAUCCUCAAAUCAGACAACGUAAUGUUACUACGAUUACUACUGCUACUACUACUAAUACCACUAUCACAAUUGAUAGCAAUAUUAUACCAGGUGCUACUGGUUCAAAGGUGCUCAGAUCAAAAUCACAUCGUCUAUCAGUGGUUAAAAAAUCUCAUCCAUGGAUGCGUUAUACAUUUUGUUCACUGACAGUAUUUUUGAUUUAUUGGCUUUUUAAUGGUUUUCUAUUGGGUCUAACUGUUGGUUGUAUACUAACAUAUACAUUCGUUACAGUGUAUAAUUAUUUGCAUAGUCGUACAAACUAUUCUAAUCAAAUUCUCUGUCCAAUAUCAGGAUUGCCAUUAGAUCACUUAUGCUGUUCACUGCAUUAUCGACAAGAACAAGAGGGCCAGUAUCAAGGUUCACAAUGGUGGCCAAUCUAUUCACCUGCUAUGCCAAAUUUAACUUCUAUUUUAACUAACAACGCGAACAGUACUAAUAAAUGUAUGCAGUUAAGAAAUUUGCCUAAUUUCACUGUACCAAAUAUGCUUGAAGAAGAUGUUAGCAAAUCAACUAUCUCAGGUCCAUUGGGAAAUAGUUUAGGUUUUAAAUAUGACAAUAAUGGACGGCCCGUAUACAAAGGAUGGUUAAAUGAGAUUAUUCAUUAUGAUCCUGAAACUCAUCAUAUUGGCAAAACAUUUUCUGUCUUCCUCACGCUUGAUGGUACACAAUUACGCCUACAACGCCCAGAACAUAAUAUUACUCGUAGAUCUUUAUGGAAUGAUGAAAUCCCAUCAACUACAACUAUGCGAUUCAAACAACAGCAUAUUUAUGAUUUAACUAAUGCAACUGUUACACUCCUUCCAUGUGGCUUAGUCGGCAAACGUCUAUGGAGUAGAAAAUAUCCUAUUUGUAUCACCGUCUACACUGAAGGUAGAUUCAAGCGCAAAACUGAAAGACUUGAUUCACUACCAUCAUCGACGAGCUUUCCAAAUAUCAUAUUAUCUACUAGCUCUAAUAUAGCAGUGAAUGAAUCCUCUGACUUGACCAUGGAUACCUCUAUUCCCUCAGCUGGAGAUAUGGAGUUCCCUGAUGAUACUAGUAUCAAUGUAUUGCAAACUUCAAGCAAAUCAAAUAUGAAAAAUUUAUAUUUGUUUGGAAGAACAUGUCGCGAAAAAGAAACAUGGUACCGUAGACUGAAAGCUGCCUCAUUGGGCACACCUCUUAUAUGGACACCUCAGAUGGCUGUACAACAUUAUCUUUUGGCAUCAGAUAUUAAUAAUAGUAAUAAUAACGUUGGUUUACCGGAUUAUUUAAGUGGUACUGCCACAGCAUCUUCUAAUAUCAUUUCUAAUCACAACGACAGCACAUUGAGUGACGAUGAGAGUCAACCUGAUGGAAAUACAUUAUCGAAUCUGACAACAUGUUCUGAUUCAGCUGCCAGUAUCGCUAAUACUGAUGUUGUUACCACUAUUACUACUACUAUUAGUAGUAAUAAUAGCAAUAGUACUCCCACUGGUUUAAGCAGUACAACCAAUACUAAUAGCACUUAUUCAUCCAGCAUAAAUCUUUCAAAUUAUGGCGCUUCAAUACCUGGGAAUCGUGAACCAGUCUAUGUUUCAUAUGUCCGAUAUAUGGCUAAAUUUAUGCCCGCCAAUUGGCUUGUACGAAGUGCACAAGCAUUAAAAUUAAAUGUUAAUCAAAUUAAUUGUGAUACAAAUAUGAUAUGGCUUAAUGCAUUAAUUGGUCGUUUGCUAUGGGAUUUUCUUCGUGAACCUUAUUGGUUAGAAAAGAUAAAAAAUAAGAUUCAAGCAAAGUUGAAAAAAAUACAUCUUCCAAAUUUCAUCAAUGAACUCACUGUCGUUGAUAUUGAUUUGGGCUCAGAAAUACCUGUACUAAGACGUAUCGGAUGUCCUUAUCUGGAUGCACAUGGUCUAUGGAUUGAAGUGGAUGUUGGUUAUGCUGGAGGGUUCUCAUUUGCUUUGGAAACAAGUGUUAAUUUGAUGCGGUGGAAUCAAAAACUUCGUGAAGAAAAAGAUAUUACCUAUUCAUCAGAUAAUUUUGCUCAAAACUCACUAUCCAAUGAAUCUCUACCGAAAGUUCAUUCUCGUUCAAUAACAAAAAUGGCCGCUUACCUAUCUGAUGAAGAGGACAGUGCUGAUUCAACAACUGACUCUGAAUUAGAUGAAACAACUAAUAUUAGUCAAAAUUCCAGUCCAAUAAAUAGUUUACGACCUGGGCGUAACUUACCAUCCACAGGACUAAUCAUAGGUGGAAUGAAAUCCGGUGAUAAUGAACGUGUAAACCCUGAAGACAACAGUCCAGUAAAUUUACAGCCUGUCUUACCGUCUCGUCGAAGGAUUAUACGUAUUGUCGAUCGCAUCACCAAAUCCUCAUAUUUUCAAAGAGCCGUUGAUACAAAACUAGUUCAGCGUGGUAUGGAACGUUUGUCAAACACACCAAUUGUAUUACAAGUUGAGAUACAAAUGUUAAGUGGUACGCUUUUAGUCAAUAUCCCUCCACCGCCCAGUGAUCGUCUGUGGUAUGGUUUUCGUCCUGUACCUAAUAUACGACUUAAAGCACGUCCUCGUGUUGGAGAAAAAGUUGUUACAAUGUCACGUAUAUUGGAAUGGAUUGAAAAAAAAAUGAUUCUUGAAUUCCAGGUGAUAAAAUUUAUUUAGGCGUAUUUUUCGUUCAGAGGUCAUUGUUUAUCUCCUAGUAUCAGAUUGUGUUCAUUACUUGUUAUUUUCGACCGAAUAUUUUAUUCAUUUAUCCUAUCCUGAUCAGUAAUUAUGGGUAAACACCAAAAGAAUUAUGUUGAAUGUAAAAUCGCUGUCUAGCGGUGGAGUGUUAAAGAGCACAGUAUAGUAAAUUGUUCGCAUCUACUGUUUCAUGUUUGUUUUGAAUGUAGGUUUUUUGAACAAUAUUUUGUGAUAUCGGCUUUUGAAUAUUCGUGGUAGAACUCCUUUAUCCAUCUCUUAGCUUUUAGCAGCUUUUUUUUAACGUGUCGAAACACUCAGCUCACUCGUUUGAAUGUUCCCCCCCCCGAAGUGUAUGAUUUUAGGCCUUCGUGAAUGAGUAGUCGGCUAAUUUUACUGUACAAUAAAGUGUUGGGAUAAGCGUACCUGAAACUUCGAGUAGACAUUGUUUAUAGCAAAUUAGUACGUCCCACUAAUUGAUUCUGUGAAACAUAAGUCAACGACGUAGCAGCCGGUACAAAUAUUCAUCAGUACAGAUCUUAAGGAUUCAGUUUUAGUCUCCGUUAGUUUCUAUCAACAAUUAACUCACGAUUUUAUUUAUUUAAACAUAAACACUGGUACAAAGAGGCACCAUAAUAUAUAUGCACUACACAAAGAAGUUAUUGAAUUCGAGUUUGGACUCCGGUGCUGCUGAGGCAGGCAGCUUUCUUAUGAAGCCACUCCGAGCGUUUAAUUCAGAGGUCCAAUUCAUCUAACAAUGGAACAACGAUAAGAGAUGCAGUUCUUUGCUAGCCGGUCACCAACAUUAGGUUCAUACGCUUUUUGCUCCCUCGAGAUUCCUGGAGCCCACGUGCUGCAUCGUUGGUUCGGAAUUCACGGUUUUCUAACUCCCCUAGAUGGAUGUUCGUAUCCACCAACCCGAUUUGGCAUUCGCUUUUCUUGCUCUUAAUUUCGAAAAUAACACCCCUGCUUUGAGAAAGCAGUGGCCAUAUGAGAGUAUCCUGUGAGGUAGAGCAGAGGAGGGGCUACAGGAAGUAACGCGAUUCUAUAUAGAUAAAAUGUCCAUUUUUAUAUUUGUUACAUAAAGCGUCUAUCAAGCAUUCACUUCAGUUAAAUUAGUUAUACUGUUGAAUAUAUCCUAAACUUGGUAGAAAUAUUAGCAAAAAAUUAAAAUAUUUGUAAUUACUUGAAUAUAAAAAAAUUACUGGAAAACUCAAAUAAGAACUUUCACUUAUUCAGGUAUGAUUGUUGACUACAUAUUCACAACCCAUCUGUCUUUUUUUGUUGCCUAAUAGCAUUUAGUUGUUUUGCCGAAUAUGGAUGAUUUGAAAGUUGGGCUACUUUUAUCCGAUGCUACAUCAGCAACAUAAAUAAUCUGACACCAAUUAUAUUCAAUGAUAUCAAAACGGCUGAAGGAUUAGCUUUUAAUGAUCCCUAAUCACUAUUACAAAGGGCUUCGAUGAAAACUGAUGUAAUCUUAUCAUUCCUUGUCUUUUGCUUUUUCUGUUGCAUACUUUGUCAGUAUACUGUAUUUUAUACAAAUGUAUUCAUGCUAUCUUAUAUAUUUUAGCUUAUUAAAUUCAAAUUAAUCUAAACGUGAUUUCUUUUUGUCAUAUUUUCUAUCCUCUCAUUUUUUCGUAAAUGUUCACAUUUAUUUGUCGCAGUGAAUAUGAAAUGAAGCAUACAUAACCAAUAAUUUCUAUUGGGAACAAUUUAGUGUUGCCUCUUUUUGAUAUCUUGGGCAAUUCUAACUGUAAUCAGCAGUUGAUUUCCGUUUUAUACAGUUUUUGCGUUGUAUCGAAAACUAUGAUGGAUGAAGACUGGAUAUUAUAUAUAUAUAUACUCCAAUUGUUGAAUAUUUAUUCUUCACAGAAUGUAUUGACACUUUUGUUAAGUGGAUUUAAUACUUACAAUAUAUUGAAAAUGGGAACUUUUCUCUCACUUCAUCUGUGGUUAGCAAUUUUAUUACUAUUCUUCUGUUUCUAUUUACCCAACUUUUUUUUCUUUUGAGUGCUUUGAAGAAAUAGACUUGACUAUUGUUCUC